Bufo bufo (common toad) is the source of this 7043-nucleotide messenger RNA. RefSeq names its product kinesin family member 16B (gene KIF16B). NCBI's taxonomy places the organism in Eukaryota, Metazoa, Chordata, Amphibia, Anura, Bufonidae. The transcript has 24 exons. Bases 200 to 5761 code for a protein of 1853 amino acids. Gene Ontology annotation, biological process: microtubule-based movement. Gene Ontology annotation, molecular function: phosphatidylinositol binding; microtubule motor activity; ATP binding. The record is from RefSeq and is a predicted model, not a curated record.
GGUGUUGGGGGCGGAGCGAUCGUCCCUCUGCUGCUGUUGCACGCUCUUCCCUUUCCUCGUAGCCCCGGCGAGCACCUGAUUGACAGACGAUUUGGCCAGAUUUAGACUAUGCCCAGUCACCCUGACUCACUCCUCUCCUAAACCUCUGCUGAAGAUUUGGGUGCUCAUCAGUGAGCCCAGCAGGUCACAGGCAUGAAACAUGGCGUCCGUCAAGGUGGCAGUGCGAGUGCGUCCGAUGAACCGCAGGGAGAAGGAUCUGGAGGCUAAAUUUAUUAUUGAAAUGGAAGGCAAGAAAACAGCGAUUACCAAUAUAAAGUUGCCUGAUGGGAUCACCGGGGACUCCAGUCGAGAUCGCACAAAAGUAUUCACCUAUGACUUCUCCUACUUCUCGGCAGAUUGUAAAAACUCCAACUAUGUGUCUCAAGAACGGGUUUUCAGGGAUCUUGGCACGGAUGUCCUUAAGUCUGCAUUUGAGGGCUAUAAUGCCUGCGUAUUUGCCUAUGGACAGACUGGUUCUGGAAAGUCCUAUACUAUGAUGGGGAACACGGGCGAUUCUGGUCUAAUUCCCAGGUUCUGUGAAGGAUUGUUCAGUAGAAUUGCGGACGCUACCAGGAAGGGGGAUGCGUCUUUUCGUACAGAGGUCAGCUACCUAGAAAUUUACAAUGAAAGAGUAAGAGACCUGCUACGAAGAAAGUCAUCCAAGACCUUUAAUUUACGUGUUCGGGAACACCCCAAAGAAGGUCCUUAUGUGGAAGAUUUGUCCAAGCACUUGGUCCAGAAUUACAGUGAUGUGGAGGAGCUCAUGGACGCAGGGAAUAUCAAUCGUACCACAGCAGCCACAGGGAUGAACGAUGUGAGCAGUCGAUCCCACGCCAUCUUCACCAUCAACUUCACUCAGGCCAAAUUUGAUGCCGAAAUGCCCUGCGAAACGAUCAGCAAGAUUCAUUUAGUGGAUCUGGCCGGAAGUGAGCGAGCGGACGCUUCUGGUGCUACUGGUGUGCGACUCAAGGAAGGAGGAAACAUUAAUAAGUCUCUAGUAACUCUGGGAAAUGUCAUCUCUGCCUUAGCUGAUUUAUCUCAGGAUGCAGCCAGCCAUCUUGUGAAGAAAAAGCAAGUGUUCGUGCCUUACCGGGAUUCCGUCCUGACUUGGCUGUUAAAAGAUAGCCUGGGAGGAAACUCUAAAACCAUAAUGAUUGCCACUAUUUCGCCUGCUGAUAUCAAUUAUGGAGAAACCUUAAGUACACUUCGCUAUGCAAAUAGAGCCAAAAACAUUAUCAACAAGCCCACCAUUAAUGAGGAUGCUAAUGUCAGGCUAAUUCGUGAGCUUCGAGCUGAAAUCGCUCGCCUGAAAGCUUUGCUAGCUCAGGGGAAUCAGAUUGCACUUUUAGAUUCGCCAACUGCUUUAAGCAUGGAAGAAAAACUGCAGCAGAAUGAAGCUCGUGUUGAAGAAUUGACAAAAGAAUGGACUAACAAGUGGAAUGAGACCCAGAACAUAUUAAGAGAACAAACUCUCGCUCUCCGCAAAGAAGGGAUUGGAGUCGUUUUGGAUUCCGAGCUGCCACAUCUCAUUGGCAUUGAUGAUGAUCUUCUGAGCACCGGUAUCAUAUUGUAUCAUUUGAAGGAGGGACGCACUUACGUUGGACGAGAUGAUGCUGAAUCGGAGCAAGACAUUGUUCUGCAUGGUCUCGAUUUGGAAAGCGAGCAUUGUAUCUUUGAAAACCUUAAUGGCAGGGUGACCCUAAUACCGCUGAAUGGAGCCCAGUGCUCGGUGAAUGGAGUACAGAUCCUUGAGUCAACUCAACUGAACCAAGGUGCGGUUAUUCUCUUGGGAAGGACCAACAUGUUUCGCUUUAAUCAUCCAAAAGAAGCUGCUAAAUUAAGAGAAAAAAGGAAGAGCGGUUUACUUUCCUCGUUCAGUUUGUCCAUGACCGAUCUUUCAAAAUCAUGUGAAAAUCUCUCAGCCGUCAUGCUUUACAACCCCGGACUUGAAUUUGAAAGGCAACAAAGAGAAGAACUUGAGAAGCUGGAAAAUAAAAGGAAAAUGAUAAAAGAGAUGGAAGAAAAACAGAGAUCGGAAAAAGCUGAACUGGAAAAAAUGCAACAAGAAGUUGAGUCUCAGCGCAAAGAAACUGAAUUUGUCCAGCUACAAAUCCGUAAACAGGAAGAGAGCCUAAAAAGAAGAAGCAUGGAUAUUGAAACGAGACUGAAAGAUCUGUUGGACAAAAAGGAGAAAUUUGAAGAAGAGAGACUGAGGGAGCAGCAUGAAAUAAAACUCCAAAAGAAGAAACAAGAAGAAGAAUCUUUUGCAAAAGUCCAAGAAGAACUCCAGAGAUUGCAGGAACUUCAUAGUACAGAAAAGGCAGAGAAAAUAGAAAUUUUCAAAGAACUGGAGAAACUUAAAAAGGAGAAGGAUGAUCAGUAUCUGAAACUAGAGUUAGAAAAGCGAAGGCUGGAAGAGCAAGAGAGGGAACAAUUGAAGCUUGUGUUUCGGCUGGAGGAACAACUUAGAGAAAAACAGGAAAUGAUCCAGCUUCUUAAAAGAGAAGAUUUCCUGAGGCUGGAAGACGAGAUUCAGGUUCUUGAAGAUUUUAGGGAGGAUCUGUUGCGGGCCAAGGAAUCUAGGUCAGAAGGAGAAGAAGAUCCAGAUGAGGUAGAAAAAGCAACCAAUAAGUACACUACAUUUAAAAAAGUGCAGUUAGAGAAAUUGUCCAGUUUAGUGGAUGAAUUAAACCAACAAAAGGAGGGCUUGGAGCAUGAAAUAAUUGCGGAUCGGAAUACCCUUGGAAGAUUAAACCUUUCACACAUAGAUGACAUUAGAGGAGAUGAUUGUUCUUUGACAUCAACUCCUGUGAGUGAUGAGCGAGAUAUGAUAAAGCAAACUGAGCACAGGCUACAUUGUAAAGAGAGGCAACUUCAGUACAUAAACCAAAACCAUUUGCCGGCAUUGAUGGAGGAAAAGCAAAGGACAUCAGAGAUUCUGGACAGUGGUUUGCUUGGAUUAGACAAAACUUUAUAUCAGAUUGAGAAAGAAAUUGAAGAAAAGGCUGAUCAGCUAGCACAGUUCAGAGCAAGUAGUGACCAACUGCAACAACUCCAAGCAACUUUCGAGUUUACCGCUAACAUUGCUCGCCAGGAAGAGAAAGUGAGGAAAAAGGAAAAAGAGAUCAUUGAGUCAAGAGAGAAGCAGCACAGGGAGGCCUUGGAACAAGCAGUCGCUAAAUUGGAGCGUAGGCAUUCGGCACUUCAAAGACACUCUACAAUAGAUGUGGAAAUAGAAGAGCAAAAACGAAAACUUACUGAAAUGGACAGCUGCCAGGAACAUGCUGGUCUGCAGGCAAGUCUAGAAGCGGAACAAAGAGCUUUGGAGCAAGACAGGGAACGAUUAUCUCAGGAAAUCCAGCAGCUGAAGCAGAAGAUACAAGUCACUGAUCCACUUUCAAAAAAUCUGUCAGGAGCCCUAGAAGAAAAGCCGUCCCUUGCCAACUCCCCAGCAAGCCCAGUGAAAUCUCAGUCACAAUUGCUUCAAUUGACUGAUGACAGAAUCCAUGCUUAUAUUGAAGAAGAAGUACAAAGGCGGCUUCAAAAUAUUAAUUUGCCCAGUGAAGUCAUCAGCAGCCUGAGUAUGUCCUACUCUUCUGAAUCUGGAAAGGGGCCUGACAGUUUUCUGAAUGGAAUUAAUCAAAGGAAAAUGAAGUAUGAGAAAGUUCAACACCCUCUGGCAAAUCGUAGAAGGCUAUCUGUUCCCCAGAUCGGAGCAGAAUCCUCACCACCUACGAGAAUGGUGCUUCAUGAAAGACAGAAUCUGAAUCCCGUGACUGCUAAUUUAUAUUCUUUCUUCACACAAAAAUGUUCUGACUCUCAAGAGAAACAUUUGAAGGAAGAGAAUAAGAAAGGGAAAAAUAGAUCAUCCAUUAGUGAAUAUUUUGACUUUCUGUUUGACAGAGAACGUGAACCAAGUCACCUUCUCAGUAGUAAUCUCUCACACAGCAAAUGCGCUCAUCAAAAUAUCUCAUCUGCCUCUCAGCAAAUUCCUGCCAAGACCAAAGGGAAGCAUUUAGAAAGUGUGUCUGGUGACCGCGAUUUCUUUAAAAUGGAACCUGACCGGACUUUGUUCCAGGAGAUGUCCUCCUCCAAGAUGAAGACGCUUGAUAAUGAGCAACCCGAGUGCAAUGAUAUAUCUCACUGUAAUCUCUCUGAGACCAAUAUGUUUCCUGAAAAUGAUUUAAAGGAGAACAAGUGUUUCUGCCCAACUCACCAGGGUAUCCUCUUACAGCCUCACGUUUACCAGCGUGACUGUGAUCAGAGCAGCGAUAGCCCUUUGUGCCGAGCGUCAACACAUUAUAAAUACAGUUUGCAAAAUCUUUUUACCAAGUUUUCUUAUCUUUAUAAAGAGAGGCAGCUUCCCACUCUGCAAAAUGUUAUCGAGCAAGCCAAGACGAUAUGCAGCGUGCAAGUGGAUAGUGUCCAGAAUCUUCCAGGUCUUUCACGUAUUAAAGAUUUGCAGUUUGUGAAUUAUUUUCAAUCAGCACAGUCAAACAAGAAAGAAGGAGAGUCUGAAGUUCUGCAUCCUUACGAGAACAAGGUAAAAGUCUUCAACAUAGUUCCAACAAACACAAAGAGUACAGAUGGGGAGAAGCUAAUGCUGGUUGAGUUUUCUCCAGGGAAGGAAAAUGCAGUUGGUGGAAGACACCAUCUUUCGAAAUUUGAGGAUGAUGAGACAGAUGAUGUUAAUUUUUUGGCAAGUACGUUCUUGAAAUUUCCGAAUAAACUACUGGAACUAAGAAAUUGCUGCGCAGUUGAAAUUAUUGAUCACUUCCUCGCUACUGUGCCAAACCUGUGCAUCAAAAAGAACGAAUGUAGAUAUGUCUACUGGCUCUCUGUUGGUAAUAAGAGUCACCCAGAACCUCGACUUGCUUGUCUACUCUUGUCCAAAUCAGAUCUUAGCUUUAUAAUAUUUUCAGGUACUGAAUCAAUGUUUCUUUUUACUCUUCCGGUCCGUUCAUUGGAAGAGCUUCACAUCAGUUUCGGAGGACAAAGCCUACAGCUCCUCGGUUCCUUUGAGGACUCCCCCGUGACUAUAUUUACGUUUGACAAUAGCUGUACUCUGCAGCUAUGUCAAGUCUUAACAAAAAUGCAAGUGACGGAUUCAGACUAUGCCAAAUAUUGUAGUCAUCCACUCUUGAGUGGGGAUCUGAUGGAGUUGUCAACUGACUGGAAUGCAGAUGUCUCUGACCUUGUCUUCAAUAAUGGCUUCAAAGUGACAUGCACCUUCAAGAGCGCAUUAGCUGAUGUGGCGUAUCUUCUACAUGAAAAUACUAAUGGCUCAAAACCAGCAUUAGGAGACAUGCACUUAUUGCUUUACACAUCAGUUAGGGUAGACCAUAUGAAUGGGCAAUGUGUAUACAUGUCACUGGCUCUCACCAACGUAUCUAUUGCUCUUGUACUUGAUGGAGUUUUUCAGGCAAACUUAGACGUCAAGAGUCCGUCAUCAUCACGUUUUGACCAGAUAAAGCUGCAUUCUCUCAGUGACGUGAAAUGCAUUGUCUUAACAGAUCAGGAAGAUUUAACCAAAAUCACCAUUGUUUUUUCUAACACAGACAAGAAAUCUACAAUAGAGAUGAAUGAGAACGAAUUGCUUUCAGUUAUUUCGCAGUCAGACCUUAAAGAAAAUGUAUCUCUAACUAUAGAUGUGUGGAGACUGACACUAAGCUCAUAUAAACAUGCACUUUUUCUUAUAAGGCACUUAACUUUUUUGCAAUAGUAUAGUCCUAAAAAACAUACCACAACUUUUUUGUGGUGUGGAAGACAUUUAAGCUCGGCGCUUUUAUAAUAGUAUUAAGAGGAAUUUUUGCUGCCAAUUUGAUGUGUUAGCAGUUGUAGAAACUAAUUAGGAAAGUAGGACAGUUGUAUUAGGCUCCUCGUUAGGUAUUAUAGUAAGUCAUAGUAAAAAAAAAAAAAAAUGAAAACGUAAUAAAUACUAACCUCUCCUCUGUUUCUUAGCAUUUCCUUUCUAGGCUCCCAGGUUCAAAAUGGAAGGUGCAGGCAGCAGCUUGUUAGCGAUGUCACCAGCAAUGCCCACCCAGUGCAGUCUAUUAAAAGGGGUGAUCCGACACCAUAGCAGACCUCACAGUGGCUGUCCCCUGUGAUGCAAGGUCAGCGAUUGGCUGCACCGGUUACAUGCUUCCUACCACCACCAUUGUCAGAACAGAAUGUUGCUAUCAACGCAACAGGGAGGUGAAGAGCCGGGCGUGCAGCUCUAAAGGCCGAACCCAGUGGCGGGACCAGGUAAGUAUGAUCACUCCCCCAGAUCGGACAAUCUGUGAGGCCUGCUAUAGUGUUGGAUAAACUCUUUAAAGGACUUAGCAAAGGCUUAGGCUACUGGAGGGAAUCAUCAGCCUCAUACAGUAUGUGGCCAUGACAAGAACCAGGAUUGUGGUAGCAGUUUAAUACCACUAGUGUGAACCUAAAGGAGAGGAGGAGGUUAGGGAUGAGCAUAAGAGAUACCUGUAGACUGUCACACCAGACAUUUGCUUAAAAAAAAAGAAGAAAAAAAGGCCUAUCUUUCCUUGACUAAAACCAGUUUCGGAAAAGCACCCAUGUGUUUUACAAAGAGACCGCAAGGCAGUAUAUAAUGAAAAGCAUUUGUACUGCGCUUUUCUCACAGUCUCUCAUAGCGCAGCCAUAGUUGUAUGGCUGCGGCGACUCCCUGGGAACUUAGUGGCUGGUCGACCCCAACACACCGUGGAGAAGUGGAGACAGAAAUUAAAAGUGCAGUUUUCCGGUAUUGCACUGCAUCCUCUUCAGUGGUUACCUGCAAGCUGUCUGCUUUGUAGAGUUGGUGCAGGGUUAUUACAUCUCCUCCAUAUCAUUAGGACUAAGCAGUUGUAAUUACCAAGCACCGCCACAAUAAUGUCAACAGCUUGCAGAUAAACGUUAAAGAGGAAGCAAACAGCUGAUCGGCAGGGGUGCCAGGAGUCGUUUUUAAGCCGACACCCUCAAUUGCUUUUCAAUGACUUUUGUGACAGGAUAUCAUGGUGAGUUAA